This is a messenger RNA of Fomitiporia mediterranea MF3/22, 543 nucleotides long. RefSeq lists its product as uncharacterized. The record is from RefSeq and is a predicted model, not a curated record. Bases 1 to 543 code for a protein of 180 amino acids. Lineage: Eukaryota; Fungi; Basidiomycota; Agaricomycetes; Hymenochaetales; Hymenochaetaceae. The transcript has 4 exons.
AUGCCCAACAUCGUCGACCCCGAUUCUCCUACAGGAGACAACACCGUCAUUGAACACAUAAUCGAUGGAGAGGAAAAUGCCGAAGGAACUCGACUGGUAACGGCGGGCAUUGUUGAAUCCACGAUUUCCUACGACUCCGUUUCAGGGGAAUCUACCCCAAGCUCGCUGAGCGAAGAAUUUCUUUUCCCUACCGACAUACUUGGUGAUCCCGAGCCUUUGGCUGCUUCCGACUCCAUCAACACAUCUUCACUUCAAACAACCGUGAUACAGUUCAGACCCAGAGGGAAGCUCGAUAAGAAAAGUGUUACUCAGCCAAAGAAGCCAAAAAAGAAAGACUCUCAAGGCGCGGGGAAACCAAAUCCACCUGAGCCAGUUAUUAGUUUGCCGAACCCAGCCAGCCUACCAAGCCCCUCUGAUUUACCAAAUAUUCCUGAUCCACCGAGUCUUCUCGGUCUACCAAAUCCUCCCGAACUACCAAAUCUCCCUGACCCACAGCCUCGUGAGCCAACAUCUACUGACCUAAAGAGGGAAGAAGGCAGAUAG